Cyphomyrmex costatus is the source of this 1913-nucleotide messenger RNA. RefSeq names its product hydroxymethylglutaryl-CoA synthase (gene Hmgs). The record is from RefSeq and is a predicted model, not a curated record. Lineage: Eukaryota; Metazoa; Arthropoda; Insecta; Hymenoptera; Formicidae. Gene Ontology annotation, biological process: acetyl-CoA metabolic process. The transcript has 2 exons. The coding region runs from base 495 to 1862 and encodes 455 amino acids. Gene Ontology annotation, molecular function: hydroxymethylglutaryl-CoA synthase activity.
CGCGAGAGCCUGGCCGCGCGCGAGCAUUUUCCGUCGACCCCAGCAGAAAGCACGUGAGGUGCGGAAGCCGAGAGUUCAAGGAAGUGAGCGAGCGAGCGAGCCGCUGACCGGCCGACUUAACGAAACGAAGGUACGACGCGCGGGCUUCGAAGCACGCAAUCGAAAGCGACGCGACGACCGGGAUUUUCACCGAGCCGAGCGGAGUUUCACUUCUAACCUGAAUUCAGCCGAGGACAAGCGGGUGUGCGUAUACGUGUGUGUUGCCUCGACUCAUAACGACUUGUCAUCAUCAUCGUUGUAUCGGCGAACGCUGGACAGUUACUCCACCAGAGUCAUCGCGGAAGCGCGUCGCGUGCGGCUACGCGACUGCUAUAUUGUGGCAGGCUGUGGCAGGCUCGAGCGUUGUCAGGCUGACUGUAUAGACCCCGCGGGAAAAAGAGAAAGAGAGGAAGAGCAUUCUUGAAAAGGAAAGAACGUCCCACGACUCGACAAAGAUGUGGCCAAAGGAUGUCGGCAUCCGGGCUUUAGAGGUCUACUUCCCGGCGCAGUACGUGGAGCAGACGGAGCUGGAGGCGUACGACGGCGUGUCGGCGGGCAAGUACACGAUCGGCCUGGGCCAGUCGCGAAUGGGUUUCUGUAACGAUCGCGAGGACAUCAACUCGCUGUGCCUCACCGUUACCUCCCGGCUGCUGGAGCGUUAUAAAAUCAAGCCGCAGGACAUCGGCCGCUUGGAGGUGGGCACCGAGACCAUCCUCGACAAGAGCAAGUCGGUGAAAACCGUGCUGAUGCAGCUGUUCGAGCCACACGGUUGCACCGACAUCGAGGGCGCGGAUACCACCAACGCCUGCUACGGCGGCACCGCCGCGCUCUUCAACGCCAUCGCGUGGGUGGAGAGCAGCGCCUGGGACGGCAGAUUUGCCCUCGUCGUUGCAGCUGACAGCGCGGUAUACUCCACGGGCAGCGCUAGGCCUACGGGCGGUGCGGGCGCGAUAGCCAUCCUGGUAGGUCCGGAUGCACCACUCGUGUUCGACCGUGGCCUCCGAGCGUCCUGCAUGAGGCACGCCUACGAUUUUUACAAGCCAAACAUGCGCUCCGAAUAUCCCAUGGUAGACGGCAAGCUGUCGAUCCAAUGCUACCUCAGCGCUCUGGAUAACUGCUAUCAGCUGUACUGUGAAAAAGUCAAGACGAGUAAGCCCUGUGAAAGCCCCGUCACUUUGACCAACUUUGACGCGAUACUCUUUCAUUCACCAUACUGCAAACUCGUGCGGAAAUCGUUCGCGAGGCUGGCCUUUAUCGAUUUCCUUAACACGCCGGAGAAUCAGAUUCCCGAUGGUUACAAGGACGCAUUGAAGUUCCGCACUGCCAAGCUCGAGGACACUUACUUCAGUCAGGACAUCGAGAAGACGUUCAUGCAACUGAGCAAGGCGGACUUCGAGCAAAAAACUCAGCCCAGCUUACUAAUAGCGAAUCAAGUUGGAAACAUGUAUACACCAUCGGUGUACUCCGGUUUAGUGUCAUUACUUAUAUCAAAGCCGAUAAAUGAAUUGGCAGGUAACAAGGUCGGCGUAUUUUCCUACGGCUCGGGCCUCUGCUCCAGUUUGUACUCGUUGACGAUAGCGAGGGACACGCGCGAAGGUUCUGGCUUGUCGAAAAUCAUCAGCGCUCUUUCCUACGUCAAGUCGCAGUUAGAAGGACGUCAUUGUGUUUCUCCGAAGGAGUACACCGAAGUUCUGGCGGCAAGAGAACGGAAUUGCCAUGUUGUGCCAUUCACUCCGCAGAGUAGUAUAAACGACAUGUUUCCGGGCACAUACUACUUAACACAAGUAGAUGAACAGUACAGGAGGACUUACAAGAGAGUAUGAGAGUUAGAUUUCAAGGUUUAGGAUUGUUUAUAGCCAAUUUUAUUCUAUAAA